Molecule: messenger RNA, 39976 nt
Organism: Lymnaea stagnalis (great pond snail)
Lineage: Eukaryota; Metazoa; Mollusca; Gastropoda; Lymnaeidae
Source: the annotation of a GenBank genome assembly
AGCUGGGCGCCACCUUUUUCGCUUGAUACUGUGAGCAGAUUUCGGUUAUCUGGUAGGCCAACUGUGCUGACCUGGAUAAACGAACAUCGCAUUGCCCUACUCACGAGAGAAAAAAAGCACUUACAUACACAAACACACACACACACAGAAAACAGAGACGUUUCCUGCGAUCCAAACACUCAACAUUGUGGCUCCGCUGUGAUAACAGUUCUUAACGAAAACUUGAUUCGCUUGUUGUUUCUUUUCGUUAGUGGUGUAGCUAGAACGCUGUGUUCCUUUUGUUAAAUCGCUCUUGGAGUUGAUUUCUUUUGGUAGGUAAGUUGUUGAGUUGACAUCAAUGUAUCUGUUAAAUGCUUUGAACUUAUCGUGUUAAAUAAUUGGGGAAAUGUUGUAGUUUUUAAGUUGUUACGUGCUAGUAAGUGGUUCUUAUCUGGGUUUUUUUUUUUUUGUUUUUUUUUGAUAAUUAUUAGUUGCUGGGAUGAAUUCUAUUGAAAUUGUCGACCUUUAUAUGGAUGUAAGCCAGUUUAACAUAGCGUUCCAAGUCUUUAAAAAUAGUGGAUUUUGACAAAUAAAUAAAUCGUUAUAUUAAUAAAUGUGGACAACGGAGACUAAGACUUUGGCUUAUAAUAAGGAGAGGCCUAUUUUCAAAACAAUACCACAUUUUUAAUCGAAUGGUGUAAGCCUGUGACAGCGUCUGACUUAAAUAUACGGAUCGUCAAAGGUAUCGAACGUAGCGAUAUUUGAUUGUAUCCACUAACUGUUAUCGUUGAAAGGGACAUGUUACUAAUUUUUUUUUAAAUGUUAUAAAUUAUAAUUUCGGCCGAAACAGAACAGUUAAGUUUCAGGGGGUUUUUUUCUGGCCAGCUUUCCGUUUAUUUUCGGUUUCGGCCGAAAGAAAUUGUGGCUUUAGGUUGUCUACCAGAAGUAAGACUAUGUCUGUCUGUAGGUCAACAAUCCGAUAUUCAUUAUUGCUCGACAUCUUGUUAUCAUAGUAAGUAUGAUAUAGGAAUAAUCCUCUACGAACUUUGCUCACAGCUGCAUGAUGACCUUCUUGUUAUAACAUGUCCAAAAAUAAAAUUUCAAUCAGGCUUAGGCUAAUUGUAAAUAGUUUUGAGGACAAAACUGAUGGGAAUGGUAAUAUUUUUAUCAUUAUUUUUGUCUGAAUAUUUUCAAAAGAUACAAUUUGAGAACCCAGGUUUGCUCAGCCCAUGCAUUUGUGACAUUCAUUUUGUUUUAUCAAUACCAUGCUCAUCAAUGUUGUCAUUGGUAAAGGUGAAUAAUAUUGUGGAAAAUAAAUCAUUGGGAAUGGUAAGAUUGACAGAACUUAAAUCAGAGUUGAAAAAAUCAUCUUUUGGAAAUACCAUUUUUUUAAAAUAAAAAUUAGGGAGCUUCAGGAUUGUGCACUUGAUUCAUUGAUUAAGAUUCCUAAUGAUCGUGCUGAUCAACAAUGGCCAUUGGUGGGGAUUAGAAUAAUGGCGGGUAAAAGAAACAUUUCAAUUUAGACCAUUAAGAAAGUGUGUUUCAAAAAAAAUAUAUGGUUUAGCGGAGCAAACAAUUCGUCAAGCUGUAUGUCUGCAGGUUGUAGUGGGCCAUGCCUCAAGGUUUAUGCCUGCAGGUUGUAGUGGGCCAUGCCUCAAGGUUUAUGCCUGCAGGUUGUAGUGGGCCAUGCCUCAAGGUUUAUGCCUGCAGGUUGUAGUGGGCCAUGCCUCAAGGUUUAUGCCUGCAGGUUGUAGUGGGCCAUGCCUCAAGGUUUAUGCCUGCAGGUUGUAGUGGGCCAUGCCUCAAGGUUUAUGCCUGCAGGUUGUAGUGGGCCAUGCCUCAAGGUUUAUGCCUGCAGGUUGUAGUGGGCCAUGCCUCAAGGUUUAUGCCUGCAGGUUGUAGUGGGCCAUGCCUCAAGGUUUAUGCCUGCAGGUUGUAGUGGGCCAUGCCUCAAGGUUUGUGCCUGCAGGUUGUAGUGGGCCAUGCCGAUAACACAUCCAUGGGAUCAAUACUAAAUAUGUCUAAGGCAGCGUUAUAAUUAUUUUAUAAAUGCAAAGGGCAUCCAAGGUUUCAUUUUUGCAUGUAUUUUGUCCCUCUUCCUCAAGUCAAAUUCUUCUCUUAACAUGGUAUUUUAAAAACAUUUGAAAUUAAAAAGAUAAAAGCCGAAAUAUUCAUUAGAAGUAAAUCUAUUCCAAAAAACGCUCAACGUUUUACCCAUCCGUUUUUGGUGUACGUAUAACGUUUGCACGAACAAGUUUGAAAUAUCCAUCUGACUGGAGUCUCUCCCCUUUAUUACCCGUAGUAAACAGUGGCCCUCAUAGUGUGAAGAAAUAGGAAAUGAAACCAUAUGGCCCCAUACUAAGCUCAAAGUAUUUAAAAAUAGUAUUUUUGGGACUUAAUAGCGAUGGAAAGGGAGUUACGCCGCAUUGUUCGGAACGUAGUCCACGUGUUGUCAUUUAACUGGGUAUGUUGCACAAAAUAAUAUAACAAAAAGUAAAGCUAUUUUUAUAGUGCAGUAAUCAGGUGUACCUAGAUUUGCCUAAAGUAAUCGUAUCAUCAAAUAUAUUGAGCGUAGCGAUACUUUAUUGGUUCGACUAUUUUUUGUUGUUUUUUGUGCCCCUCUGUAUUCAAAGUUGACACAUAGUUGUUGUUUUCCCUUUUUAACAGUUCUUUCUCCAGAGCCUCAAACCAUUGGUUAAUUUACGAACAGCCCGGAAAUCGUUGUAAAUGACUUGUCCAUAAAAUUCCGUUAAAACUUUGACGGUUGUCCGUACGGACAAAAAAAUUGAUGUUUAGUUUAAGCCUUUUGAAGCCAAAUGAAACUGGACGUCGUUUCGGGGGUGGGGGUGGGAGAGGGGGGGUUCUCUAGAUAAAUUCAUAAGAUCAUACCGGGGGGGGGGGAUAUUUCUCUCGAUAAAUUCAUAAGAUCAUGCAGGGGGAGGGGGGGGGUAUUCCCUCGAUAAAUUCAUAAGAUCAUACCAGGGGGGGGGGGGGGAUUUCUCUCGAUAAAUUCAUAUGAUCAUGCAGGGGGGAGGGGGGUAUUUCUCUCGAUAAAUUCAUAAGAUCAUACCAGGGGGAGGGGGGUAUUCUCUCGAUAAAUUCAUAAGAUCAUACCAGGGGGGAGGGGGGUAUUCUCUCGAUAAAUGCAUAAGAUCAUACCUGAAAAAAAUUAAACACAGAUUAAAAUGUCAUACAAUAAAAUUAUUCUACAUCUACGAAUUUGCUGUCUGUUAUAUUCUUAAGAGAUAUAGCCACGCGACGCGUGUAUUCUAAAAUGGUUUUGCCUCCAUGGUCAUGAACAGAUUUACUUUCAAAAAUGUGUCGGUGAUAUUAUUUUUAACCGAAAAAAAAAACAUAUUAAGAAUUAAAAUAUUAGUCAGUAAAUUUCGUUUUUAUUAAGUUGGCAACCCUGUCUGUGGCUACUUAGAUAUAUGUGGCUACUUAGAUAUAUAUGGCUACUUAGAUAUCUAUGGCUAAUUAGAUAUCUGUUGGCUACUUAGAUAUCUGUGGCUACUUAGAUAUCUAUGGCUACUUAGGUAUCUGGGGCUACUUAGAUAUCUGUGGCUACUUAGAUAUCUGUGGCUACAUAGAUACCUGGGGCUACUUAGAUAUCUGUUGGCUACUGGGGCUACUUAGAUAUAUGUGGCUACUUAGAUAUCUGUGGCUACUUAGAUAUCUGUGGCUCCUUAAAAAACCAGAAGACGGACAUUUAACAAAAAUCAAGAUGGCAGAAAGAAGGCGUCGGAAAAAAGGCGGCAAUCCGGUACAUAAUGAGGGGUGGACUCUUCGGUAUAUUUUAUGAUCUUUUGAAAGCUUUUAUUCUAAGUGCAUUCCGUCGGCCUUUUUGUGUUUCGUUAUAAGGCGCGAUAAAAUCAAGAUGCGCCCCAGCUUUAAAAACAGAGACUUUUUUUCCACUGCGGUAUAAAUGUGUACGCUUUCAUAAGCGCACCGGCCUAUCAUAAGUACACAUUUCCAAAACGCUGGAAAUUGUGUGUGAACAUCGGGUCGCGUCAAUUUGCCGCCAUGACUCACCAGCGUCUACUUGACUCCACCAAUUUAGCUGGGUGCAGUCAGCUGCUGUCAUUAAGUCCAUUAUAUGUCAACUGUUUGAUCUACAAUGGGACGGAAUGACAUUUAUAUCUACAGACGGAAGUGUGUAUGGGGGGGGGGGUUGAUUUACUGUAUAUUUAAUAAAAAAUAAUAUAAUGCAAUCAGACGACGAUUGGGGGAGUGUUGGCUUGAUUAGGGGCAGUGAUAUUGGGAGGGAUAGGACACUUGAACAUACUUCUCAUAUGGGUAUUAUGACGCGAUUUACACCAAUAUGCGUUAAAAACUUUAGUUUUGGCUUUAUUCCUGCCAUUUUUUAAUGUAAUGAAACACAAAUCAUACAAUGUGGUGUCGGCGUCUAUUUUAAUUUUAAAAGUGUAAAUUGUAGUUUUUACGUCCACGGAAUUAUGGAAGUAUCACAUGUAAAGCACACUCCGGUAACACUUUUUGUCCCCUCAACCACCCCCUCAACCACCCCCUCAACCACCCCCUCAACCACCCCCUCAACCACCCCCUCAACCACCCUCUCAAACACCCCCUCAACCACCCUCCCCAGCUGCUGCAAUACAAAUUAUAUUUUUUAAAAAAUAUUUUUAAACAGUAAGCGCCGAUGGAAGAGGCGCACUUCGUUUUGAUGUACUUAGCAUUCUGUGCUCAGCAGGUUGCCUACUUCACAUUCUGUGCUCAACAGGUUGCCUACUUCACAUUCUGUGCCCAACAGGUUGCCUACUUCACAUUCUGUACCCAACAGGUUGCCUAUUUCACAUUCUGUGCCCAACCGGUUGCCUACUUCACAUUCUGUGCCCAACAGGUUGCCUUGCUUUGUAUACGAAUGAUAAGAGCGUGGUGUGGGAAAAAAACUUGUUACGAAUAAAAGACACUCAAAAAGACGGCCAUGAAAGCCGUCGUUAAAAAUAAAACAAGAAAAUUGAGCGGAAGGGUCCACGUAAAUGUCGGCAUCACCAACAUAUCUCAAAUGUCCUCGUAAUUGUCGGGAUCACCAACAUAUCUCAAAUGUCCUCGUAAAUGUCGGCAUCACCAACAUAUCUCAAAUGUCCUCGUAAAUGUCGGCAUCACCAACAUAUCUCAAAUGUCUUCGUAAAUGUCGGCAUCACCAACAUAUCUCAAAUGUCCUCGUAAAUGUCGGCAUCACCAACCUAUCUCAAAUGUCCUCGUAAAUGUCGGCAUCAACAACCUAUCUCAAAUGUCCUCGUAAUUGUCGGCAUCACCAUCCUAUCUCAAAUGUCUUCCUAAAUGUCGGCAUCACCAACCUAUCUCAAAUGUCCUCGUAAUUGUCGGCAUCACCAACCUAUCUCAAAUGUCUUCCUAAAUGUCGGCAUCACCAACCUAUCUCAAAUGUCCUCCUAAAUUUCUGCAUCAACAACCUAUCUCAAAUGUCCUCCUAAAUGUCGGCAUCACCAACCUAUCUCAAAUGUCCUCCUAAAUGUCGGCAUCACCAACCUAUCUCAAAUGUUUCCUUAAAUGCCUGCAUCAACAACCUAUCUCAAAUGUCCUCCUAAAUGACGUCAUCAACAACAUAUCUCAAAUGUCCUCGUAAUUGUCGGCAUCACCAACAUAUGUCAAAUGUCCUCGUAAUUGUCGGCAUCACCAACAUAUCUCAAAUGUCCUCGUAAUUGUCGGCAUCACCAACAUAUCUCAAAUGUCCUCGUAAUUGUCGGCAUCAACAACAUAUCUCAAAUAUCCUCCUAAAUGUCUGCAUCAACAACCUAUCUCAAAUGUCCUCCUAAAUGUCUGCAUCAACAACCUAUCUCAAAUGUCCUCCUAAAUGUCUGCAUCAACAACCUAUCUCAAAUGUCCUCCUAAAUGUCUGUAUCAACAACCUAUCUCAAAUGUCCUCCUGAAUGUCUGCAUCAACAACCUAUCUCAAAUGUCCUCCUAAAUGUCUGUAUCAACAACCUAUCUCAAAUGUCCUCCUAAAUGUCUGCAUCAACAACCUAUCUCAAAUGUCCUCCUAAAUGUCUGCAUCAAGAACAUAUCUCAAAUGUCCUCCUAAAUGUCUGCAUCAACAACCUAUCUCAAAUGUCCUCCUAAAUGACGUCAUCAACAACCUAUCUCAAAUGUCCUCCUAAAUGUCUGCAUCAACAACAUAUCUCAAAUGUCCUCGUAAAUGUCGGCAUCACCAACCUAUCUCAAAUGUUCCCUUAAAUGCCUGCAUCAACAGCCUAUCUCAAAUGUCCUCCUAAAUGACGUCAUCAACAACAUAUCUCAAAUGUCCUCGUAAUUGUCGGCAUCACCAACAUAUCUCAAAUGUCCUCGUAAUUGUCGGCAUCACCAACAUAUCUCAAAUGUCCUCGUAAUUGUCGGCAUCACCAACAUAUCUCAAAUGUCCUCCAAACUACCCACAUUAACACCCUAUCUCAAAUGUCCUACCAACUACCUACAUUAACACUAUGUCUGAAUUAUCUCCCUAACUCCCUACUUUAACACUAUGUCUGAAUUAUCUCCCCAACUCCCUACAUUAACACUAUGUCUGAAUUAUCUCCCCAACUCCCUACAUUAACACUAUGUCUGAAUUAUCUCCCUAACUCCCUACUUUAACACUAUGUCUGAAUUAUCUCCCCAACUCCCUACAUUAACACUAUGUCUGAAUUAUCUCCCUAACUCCCUACAUUAACACUAUGUCUGAAUUAUCUCCCUAACUCCCUACUUUAACACUGUGUCUGAAUUAUCUCCCGAACUCCCUACAUUAACACUAUGUCUGAAUUAUCUCCCUAACUCCCUACUUUAACACUAUGUCUGAAUUAUCUCCCCAACUCCCUACAUUAACACUAUGUCUGAAUUAUCUCCAUAACUCCCUAAAUUAACACUAUGUCUGAAUUAUCACCCUAACUCCCUACAUUAACACUAUGUCUGAAUUAUCUCCCCAACUCUCUACAUUAACACAAUGUCUGAAUUAUAUCCCUAACUCCCUACAUUAACACUAUGUCUGAAUUAUCUCCCUAACUCCCUACAUUAACACUAUGUCUGAAUUGCCUCCUCAACUCCCUACAUUAACACUAUGUCUGAAUUAUCUCCCCAACUCCCUAUAUUAACACUAUGUCUGAAUUAUCUCCCCAACUCCCUACAUUAACACUAUGUCUGAAUUAUCUCCCCAACUCCCUACAUCAACACUUUGUCUGAAUUAUCUGCCUAACUCCCUACAUUAACACUAUGUCUGAAUUAUCUCCCCAACUCUCUACAUUAACACAAUGUCUGAAUUAUAUCCCUAACUCCCUACAUUAACACUAUGUCUGAAUUGCCUCCUCAACUCCCUACAUUAACACUAUGUCUGAAUUAUCUCCCCAACUCCCUAUAUUAACACUAUGUCUGAAUUAUCUCCCUAACUCCCUACAUAAACACUAUGUCUGAAUUAUCUCCCUAACUCCCUACAUUAACACUAUGUCUGAAUUAUCUCCCCAAAUCCCUACAUUUACCCUAUGUCUGAAUUAUCUCCCCAGCUCCCUACAUUAACACUAUGUCUGAAUUAUCUCCCCAACUCCCUACAUUAACACUAUGUCUGAAUUAUCUCCCCAACUCCCUACAUCAACACUUUGUCUGAAUUAUCUCCCUAACUCCCUACAUUAACACUAUGUCUGAAUUAUCUCCCUAACUCCCUACAUUAACACUAUGUCUGAAUUAUCUCCCCAACUCCCUACAUUAACACUAUGUCUGAAUUAUCUUCCUAACUCCCUACAUCAACACUAUGUCUGAAUUAUCUCCCUAACUCCCUACAUCAACACUAUGUCUGAAUUAUCUCCCUAACUCCCUACUUUAACACUAUGUCUGAAUUAUCUCCCCAACUCCCUACAUUAACAUUAUGUCUGAAUUAUCUCCCCAACUCCCUACAUUAAUACUAUGUCUGAAUUAUCUCCCUAACUCCCUACUUUAACACUAUGUCUGAAUUAUCUCCCCAACUCCCUACAUUAACACUAUGUCUGAUUUAUCUCCCUAACUCCCUACAUUAACACUAUGUCUGAAUUAUCUCCCCAACUCCCUACAUUAACACUAUGUCUGAAUUAUCUCCCUAACUCCCUACAUUAACACUAUGUCUGAAUUAUCUCCCUAACUCCCUACAUCAACACUAUGUCUGAAUUAUCUCCCUAACUCCCUACUUUAACACUAUGUCUGAAUUAUCUCCCCAACUCCCUACAUUAACAUUAUGUCUGAAUUAUCUCCCCAACUCCCUACAUUAAUACUAUGUCUGAAUUAUCUCCCUAACUCCCUACUUUAACACUAUGUCUGAAUUAUCUCCCCAACUCCCUACAUUAACACUAUGUCUGAUUUAUCUCCCUAACUCCCUACAUUAACACUAUGUCUGAAUUAUCUCCCCAACUCCCUACAUUAACACUAUGUCUGAAUUAUCUCCCUAACUCCCUACAUUAACACUAUGUCUGAAUUAUCUCCUUAACUCCCUACAUUAACACUAUGUCUGAAUUAUCUCCCCAACUCCCUACAUUAACCCUAUGUCUGAAUUAUCUCCCUAGCUCCCUACUUUAACACUAUGUCUGAAUUAUCUCCCCAACUCCCUACAUUAACACUAUGUCUGAAUUAUCUCCAUAAUUCCCUAAUUUAACACUAUGUCUGAAUUAUCACCAUAACUCCCUACAUUAACAAUAUGUCUGAAUUAUCUCCCCAACUCCCUACAUUAAAACUAUGUCUGAAUUAUCUCCCCAACUCCCUACAUUAACACUAUGUCUGAAUUAUCUCCCUAACUCCCUACAUUAACACUAUGUCUGAAUUAUCUCCCUAACUCCCUACAUUAACACUAUGUCUGAAUUAUCUCCCUAACUCCCUACAUUAACACUAUGUCUGAAUUAUCUCCCUAACUCCCUACAUUAACACUAUGUCUGAAUUAUCUCCCUAACUCCCUACAUUAACACUAUGUCUGAAUUAUCUCCCUAACUCCCUACAUUAACACUAUGUCUGAAUUAUCUCCCUAACUCCCUACAUUAACACUAUGUCUGAAUUAUCUCCCUAACUCCCUACAUUAACACUAUGUCUGAAUUAUCUCCCUAACUCCCUACAUUAACACUAUGUCUGAAUUAUCUCCCUAACUCCCUACAUUAACACUAUGUCUGAAUUAUCUCCCUAACUCCCUACAUUAACACUAUGUCUGAAUUAUCUCCCUAACUCCCUACAUUAACACUAUGUCUGAAUUAUCUCCCUAACUCCCUACAUUAACACUAUGUCUGAAUUAUCUCCCUAACUCCCUACAUUAACACUAUGUCUGAAUUAUCUCCCUAACUCCCUACAUUAACACUAUGUCUGAAUUAUCUCCCUAACUCCCUACAUUAACACUAUGUCUGAAUUAUCUCCCUAACUCCCUACAUUAACACUAUGUCUGAAUUAUCUCCCUAACUCCCUACAUUAACACUAUGUCUGAAUUAUCUCCCUAACUCCCUACAUUAACACUAUGUCUGAAUUAUCUCCCUAACUCCCUACAUUAACACUAUGUCUGAAUUAUCUCCCUAACUCCCUACAUUAACACUAUGUCUGAAUUAUCUCCCUAACUCCCUACAUUAACACUAUGUCUGAAUUAUCUCCCUAACUCCCUACAUUAACACUAUGUCUGAAUUAUCUCCCUAACUCCCUACAUUAACACUAUGUCUGAAUUAUCUCCCUAACUCCCUACAUUAACACUAUGUCUGAAUUAUCUCCCCAACUCCCUACAUUAACACUAUGUCUGAAUUAUCUUCCUAACUCCCUACAUCAACACUAUGUCUGAAAUAUCUCCCUAACUCCCUACAUCAACACUAUGUCUGAACUAUCUCCCUAACUCCCUACAUUAACACUAUGUCUGAAUUAUCUCCCUAACUCCCUACAUUAACACUAUGUCUGAAUGAUCUCCCCAACUCCGUACAUUAACACUCUGUCUGAAUUAUCUCCCCAACUCCCUACAUUAACACUAUGUCUGAAUUAUCUCCCCAACUCCCUACAUUAACACUAUGUCUGAAUUAUCUCCCCAACUCCCUACAUUAACACUAUGUCUGAAUUAUCUCCCUAACUCCCUACAUCAACACUAUGUCUGAAUUAUCUCCCUAACUCCCUACAUUAACACUAUGUCUGAAUUAUCUCCCCAACUCCCUACAUUAACACUAUGUCUGAAUUAUCUCCCUAACUCCCUACAUUAAAACUAUGUCUGAAUUAUCUCCCUAACUCCCUACAUCAACACUAUGUCUGAAUUAUCUCCCUAACUCCCUACUUUAACACUAUGUCUGAAUUAUCUCCCCAACUCCCUACAUUAACAUUAUGUCUGAAUUAUCUCCCCAACUCCCUACAUUAAUACUAUGUCUGAAUUAUCUCCCUAACUCCCUACUUUAACACUAUGUCUGAAUUAUCUCCCCAACUCCCUACAUUAACACUAUGUCUGAUUUAUCUCCCUAACUCCCUACAUUAACACUAUGUCUGAAUUAUCUCCCCAACUCCCUACAUUAACACUAUGUCUGAAUUAUCUCCCUAACUCCCUACAUUAACACUAUGUCUGAAUUAUCUCCUUAACUCCCUACAUUAACACUAUGUCUGAAUUAUCUCCCCAACUCACUACAUUAACCCUAUGUCUGAAUUAUCUCCCGAGCUCCCUACAUUAACACUAUGUCUGAAUUAUCUCCCCAACUCCCUACAUUAACACUAUGUCUGAAUUAUCUCCCUAGCUCCCUACUUUAACACUAUGUCUGAAUUAUCUCCCCAACUCCCUACAUUAACACUAUGUCUGAAUUAUCUCCAUAACUCCCUAAAUUAACACUAUGUCUGAAUUAUCACCAUAACUCCCUACAUUAACAAUAUGUCUGAAUUAUCUCCCCAACUCCCUACAUUAAAACUAUGUCUGAAUUAUCUCCCCAACUCCCUACAUUAACACUAUGUCUGAAUUAUCUCCCCAACUCCCUAUAUUAACACUAUGUCUGAAUUAUCUCCCUAACUCCCUACAUCAACACUAUGUAUGAAUUAUCUCCCUAACUCCCUACUUUAACACCAUGUCUGAAUUAUCUCCCCAACUCCCUACAUUAACACUAUGUCUGAAUUAUCUCCCCAACUCCCUACAUUAACACUAUGUCUGAAUUAUCUCCCUAACUCCCUACUUUAACACUAUGUCUGAAUUAUCUCCCCAACUCCCUACAUUAACACUAUGUCUGAAUUAUCUCCCCAACUCCCUACAUCAACACUUUGUCUGAAUUAUCUGCCUAACUCCCUACAUUAACACUAUGUCUGAAUUAUCUCCCCAACUCUCUACAUUAACACAAUGUCUGAAUUAUAUCCCUAACUCCCUACAUUAACACUAUGUCUGAAUUAUCUCCCUAACUCCCUACAUUAACACUAUGUCUGAAUUGCCUCCUCAACUCCCUACAUUAACACUAUGUCUGAAUUAUCUCCCCAACUCCCUAUAUUAACACUAUGUCUGAAUUAUCUCCCCAACUCCCUACAUUAACACUAUGUCUGAAUUAUCUCCCCAACUCCCUACAUCAACACUUUGUCUGAAUUAUCUGCCUAACUCCCUACAUUAACACUAUGUCUGAAUUAUCUCCCCAACUCUCUACAUUAACACAAUGUCUGAAUUAUAUCCCUAACUCCCUACAUUAACACUAUGUCUGAAUUGCCUCCUCAACUCCCUACAUUAACACUAUGUCUGAAUUAUCUCCCCAACUCCCUAUAUUAACACUAUGUCUGAAUUAUCUCCCUAACUCCCUACAUAAACACUAUGUCUGAAUUAUCUCCCUAACUCCCUACAUUAACACUAUGUCUGAAUUAUCUCCCCAAAUCCCUACAUUUACCCUAUGUCUGAAUUAUCUCCCCAGCUCCCUACAUUAACACUAUGUCUGAAUUAUCUCCCCAACUCCCUACAUUAACACUAUGUCUGAAUUAUCUCCCCAACUCCCUACAUCAACACUUUGUCUGAAUUAUCUCCCUAACUCCCUACAUUAACACUAUGUCUGAAUUAUCUCCCUAACUCCCUACAUUAACACUAUGUCUGAAUUAUCUCCCCAACUCCCUACAUUAACACUAUGUCUGAAUUAUCUCCCUAACUCCCUACAUCAACACUAUGUCUGAAUUAUCUCCCUAACUCCCUACUUUAACACUAUGUCUGAAUUAUCUCCCCAACUCCCUACAUUAACAUUAUGUCUGAAUUAUCUCCCCAACUCCCUACAUUAAUACUAUGUCUGAAUUAUCUCCCUAACUCCCUACUUUAACACUAUGUCUGAAUUAUCUCCCCAACUCCCUACAUUAACACUAUGUCUGAUUUAUCUCCCUAACUCCCUACAUUAACACUAUGUCUGAAUUAUCUCCCCAACUCCCUACAUUAACACUAUGUCUGAAUUAUCUCCCUAACUCCCUACAUUAACACUAUGUCUGAAUUAUCUCCUUAACUCCCUACAUUAACACUAUGUCUGAAUUAUCUCCCCAACUCCCUACAUUAACCCUAUGUCUGAAUUAUCUCCCUAGCUCCCUACAUUAACACUAUGUCUGAAUUAUCUCCCCAACUCCCUACAUUAACACUAUGUCUGAAUUAUCUCCCCAACUCCCUACAUCAACACUAUGUCUGAAUUAUCUUCCUAACUCCCUACAUUAACACUAUGUCUGAAUUAUCUCCCUAACUCCCUACAUCAACACUAUGUCUGAAUUAUCUCCCCAACUCCCAACAUUAACACUAUGUCUGAAUUAUCUACCUAACUCCCUACAUUAACACUAUGUCUGAAUUAUCUCCCUAACUCCCUACAUCAACACUAUGUCUGAAUUAUCUCCCUAACUCCCUACAUCAACACUAUGUCUGAAUUAUCUCCCUAACUCCCUACAUUAACACUAUGUCUGAAUUAUCUCCCCAACUCCCUACAUUAACACUAUGUCUGAAUUAUCUCCCUAACUCCCUACAUUAACACUAUGUCUGAAUUAUCUCCCUAACUCCCUACAUUAACACUAUGUCUGAAUUAUCUCCCCAACUCCCUACAUUAACACUAUGUCUGAAUUAUCUCCCUAACUCCCUACAUUAACACUAUGUCUGAAUUAUCUUCCUAACUCCCUACAUUAACACUAUGUCUGAAUUAUCUCCCCAACUCCCUACAUUAACACUAUGUCUGAAUUAUAUCCCUAACUCCCUUCAUUAACACUAUGUCUGAAUUAUCUCCCUAACUCCCUUCAUUAACACUAUGUCUGAAUUAUCUCCCUAACUCCCUACAACAACUAUCUCAAAAAAUUGUCUUUUUACUUCUGUAAGGGCGUAUAACUCAGAGGUCUAAUAAUAAAUGUCAAAUUAUGUUGGUCCGUAUUCUCCAUCCACUAUCAUCCUCUUUUGGUCCGUAUUCUCCAUCCACUAUCAUCCUCUGUUUUUCCGUGUUUUCCAUCCGCUGUCAUCCUCUGUUUGUCCGUAUUCUCCAUCCACUAUCAUCCUCUUUUGGUCCGUAUUCUCUUUCGACUAUCCUCCUAUGUUGGUCCAUGUAUUAUUCUCCUGGAGAACUUUUCUCUCCCAUGUGUUUAGUAGGUUUUUCUGCCGGUUUUGUUAGGGUCCAAGUGUCAUUUACAUAGGCAACAACAAUAGAUUUCUUAUUUCUGUGAAUAAGCAUCAUUACAAAACGAUCUUUCCUUUCCCUCUUUACCCAUCAAUUUAGUUCACUUUAUAAUAGAAUUUACUAUUUCAGUUUCACAAUAUUUUGUUUUCAUAUUUAUCAGUAGCUUUUUAGUGAUUUUAAUUACGUAUGGCUUAAGCUACUCAGGACUGCAAUUACUGUCCAUAAUCGGUGCUAUGAUUCUGACACGAUUAAAAUGAGUAUUUUUUUUUUUACAAAUGUGAACCAAUGCCUAAUUGGUGGUGUUCAUUUUAUGACAAAUAUUUUUAUCAACGAAAACUUCAUGUUAGAUCUUUACUGACCCCUGUCGAACAAUGAAGACGUAAUGUUAGAGCUUUACUGGCCCGUGUCAAACAAUAAAGACGUCUUGUUAGAUCUUGACUGGCCCGUGUUGAAGCAUUAGUCAUUAGACGGUACCUUAUCUUAUUCAAUGACUCAUUUUACGUUACUUCAGCUGAUUUAACGAGUUCGUAUAUGGUUAUCAGCCAAUGGAACAGCUUAAAUAAGCGGGCACAAAAAACGAGUCUGAUUGGAGCAGAAUUUGUAGAAGACCUGAUGACCAAUCUGGAGAACCACAAGCAGACUGACGUGUUAGUAAUGGACUUCGCAAAAGCAUUUGACCGGGUGAAUCAUAGUUUGCUUCUACACAAACUCCAGAUAUAUGGGAUUCAAGGCACCACUAAAACAUGGAUCUCUAGCUUCCUCAGCCACCGACGCCAAGCAGUAGUGGUGGACGGUACAGGCUCCUCCUUUGUUGAUGUGAAGUCAGGGGUCCCCCAGGGAUCAGUGCUGUUCCCAGCAUACAUUAAUGACCUACCCGAGAAACUGACAUCACAAGCAAAACUGUUCGCAGAUGACACAGCAUGCAGUGUAUAGGAUGAUCGCCAACAGAUCUGACCAGGACCAGCUACAACAGGAUCUCAAUCUGUUAGCUGAGUGGGAGAUGAGCUGGGAAUGGAAUUUCACCCUGCCAAGUGCCAGACACUAUCAGUCUCUAGAAGUUGUACUCCUCUACACUACCAAUACGAACUGCAUGGCCUUAUACUUGAGCCAGUUUCCUCCGUAAAGUACCUGGGUGUUACCAUUCAAAGAGAGGUCCGCUGGGACGAGCAUAUUAACAAUGUAUGUAUCCAAGCAAACAAGACCCUUUGGGUUCUUAAGGAUAAAUCUUAAGAUUGGCAACUCCUGUGUGAAAGAAAGAGCAUAUAAAGCCUUUGUCCGUCCGGUUUUAGAUUAUGCAUCUUCAGUCUGGGACCCAUUUACCCAGAAGAGCAUUGACAGGUUGGAGGCGGUCCAGCGACGAGCAGCACGUUUUGUCCUAAACCGCUACAGGAAUACCUCUAGUGUUGGCAGCAUGCUAGAAACACUAGGCUGGUCAACAUUGGAGAAACGACGACGACAAUCCAGGCUCUCCAUGAUGUAAAAGCUUAAUUAUGGGCUGGUCCACUGUUCCAGUAUUAAACAGAAACUCGUCCCUCUCCCCAAUAGACAGCGACGAGGCCAUGACAGGCAAUUCAGGCUCAUACCAGCAAGAAGCCAGUAUAGGAGCUGCUCAUUCCUGCCAAAGACAAUCUGGGACUGGAACAAUCUUUCAAAAGGAACGGUUGAGGCGACAACACUAGACACAUGUGUGUCUAUUGCCUCAAGCCUUCAAACCCCUAGUGCAUGAUUACCUCACAGAGUGGCACUGGAAAUCUGUGAAAUUCCCUCAUCAACACCAGGAACAGAAACGUUGCAAAUCCCUUCUACAUGCAUAGGAGCCAAAAUGAUUAAUAAAUUGAUCGUGGGCCCUUAAGAUAUAGAAGAAGAAGAAGAAGAAAUAAAAUGUGUAAAAUGUGAUAUUAUUUAUGAUUAUUAUUAUUUUUAUUUAUUUUUUUUUUGCGAAUCUUUUGGAAUAGGACAGUUGGACACAUGGAGCGAAAAAUUAUUUCAAACAUACCGUGAGAUGAAACUAUGUACCAAAUGUCAUACCAGUAGGGUAUGUGUUGUCUAGGAGAGAAAUAUUCACGCUAAGAAGUUAAAGAAAGAAAUUUAAGCCAUACAACAACAAAAUACCCCCCAAACAAAAAACAAAAGAAAUACCUUACAUACAUAACAAAACCAAAAAAAUAUGUAGGCUUUUAAAUAAUGAUGACCGAUAAACGAAGCUGCUGGGUGGCGCCCAUGGCUUGACAUGUAAAUAGUUCUGGGCGGGGGGAUUAGACAUUUUUUUUUUAUAAAGCUGUUUUUUUAAAGUAAAUAAAUGUAUGUGACUUUUUAAAUGUUAUGUUUAUGAUUAGUGCAUCGCGGUGAGUGAGCCUAGCCCUCGGCUGGGGUACAUCGCUAUGUCAGAUCACUGGAAUAAAAAUAAUGAUAACAAUAAUAAUAAAUAUAGUGGUAAAACUCGUUUGUGCCAUGCCCUGAAGUUGAAAUGGAGGCUGCUAUCUCCACAGCCCAGGUUUGAACUCAUCCCGUGUCGUGGGAUGUUUAUUUGAAUGUAAACACCGGACAAGGUCAACUGGGCCUGAUAACGUACGGUUCUCUGCUGGAUGUCAAACUAAAUAAAAACAUCUUGUAGAUUGCCACUGCCAGGUUGUGUGCGUUUCAUUGGGCGCCACAAAUAGAAAAAGCAAGGGGGGGGGUGAGCAGGGUAUAGCAUUGGAUGACGUUAUCGGGCAAGGGAGGGAACAUUCCUUUCUGUGACGUAACAAAGUGUUGUAGAGAGAAACACUUCUUGGACUAGAAUUCUUGGAGUCGGAAUUAGUUUUCGUGUGUGUGACAGACAGAGAGUGUGUGAGAGUAUGUGUGUGAGUGUGUAUGUGUGUGUGUGUGUAAGUGUGAAGGGUGGGUCUUUUCAUGAAUUGGAGAGAGUACGUAAUGGAGGAGGUGAUUUGUGGAAGGGAGGGGGUAGAAGGGGGGCAUUAUUGGUUGACGUUGAAAAUAAAGGAACAGUAUUUAUUUCAGGUCAUCUCAUUAAUAUUUUAGGUAUGUACCCGCUACACAACGACCAGGUGUCUGGUGGUAAACUGAAAGAUUAGAGACGGCAUCACGCGUUGAAAUGACUGUGUGUAAGGUGGUUUUUAUGACUGUUGUCUCAAUCGGUGGCUGGCGAAGAGGAUUGUGCACUGGAUAGAGAAACAGUGCACUGCCCUACAGACUACGUCAUGAUAUCCAAUUCUGGAGGGGAAAAAAUAGAUGUUGCUUUAAAAAAAAAAAAAUAGGGACAUUAAUUUAGAUACCUAAUUUAAGUUCCACACCUUCCAUAAGGUACAUAACUCCAUCAAGUUACCAAUCUAAAAUUAGUUAUAUACCUAUGUUAGACUACAUAACUCCAUUAAGUUACAUUAUUAAAAUAAGUUACAUACCUAAAAUAAUUUACAUAUCUACAUUAAGUUACAUACCAAAAAUAAGUUACAUACCUGAUAUAAGUUACUUAACUACAUAAGGUUACACACCUACAUUAAGUUACAUACCUAAAAUAAGUUACAAACCUACAUUAAGUUACAUACCAACAUUAAGUUACAUACCAACAUUAAGUUACAAACCUACAUUAAGUUACAUACCAAAAUUAAGCUACAUACCUCCAUAAAUUUAAAUACCAACAUUAAGUUACAUACCUACAUUAAGUUACAUACCUACAUUAAAUUGCAUACCAAAAUAACUUACACAGCUACAUUAAGUUGCAUACCAAAAAUAAGUUACAUACCUACAUUAACUUACGUCCUGAUAUAAGUUACUUAACUACAUUAAGUUAUACCUACUUUAAUUUAAAUAACUGCAUUAAGUUACAUACCUACAUUAAGUUACAUACCUACAUUAAGUUGCAUAUUAAAAAUAAGUUAAAUACUUACAUUAAGUAACGUAUCUGAUUUAAGUUACGUAACUACAUUAAGUUAGACACACUUCAUUAGGUUACAUACAUACCUAAAAUAAGUUACAUACCUACAUUAAUGUAUAUACCUACAUUAAGUUACAUAGCUACACCAAGUUACAUACCUAUAUUAAGUUACAUAUCUUCAUUAAUUUACAUACCUACAUUAAGUUACAUACCUAAAAUAAGUUACAUACCUAAGAAAAGUUACAUAAAUACUUUAAGUUACAUACCUAAAAUAAGUUACAUACCAACAUUAAGUUACAUACCUAAAAUAAGCUACAUACCUAAGAUAAGUAACAUAACUACAUUAAGUUACAUACCUAAAAUAAUUUACAUACCUUCAUUAAAUUACAUACCUAAAAUAAGUUACAUACCUAAAAUAAGUUACAUACCUAAGAUAUGUUACAUACCUAAGAUAAGUUACAUACCUAAAAUAAGUUACAUACCUAAGAUUAGUUACAUACCUAAAAUAAGUUACAUACCUACAUUAAGUUACAUACCUAAAAUAAGUUACAUACCUAAGAUAAGUUGCAUAACUACAUUAAGGUACAUACCUAAAAUAAGUUACAUACCUACAUUAAGUUACAUACCUAAAAUAAGUUACAUACCUAAAAUAAGUUACAUACCUAAAAUAAGUUACAUACCUAAGAUAUGUUACAUACCUAAGAUAAGUUACAUACCUAAAAUAAGUUACAUACCUAAGAUAAGUUACAUACCUAAAAUAAGUUACAUACCUAAGAUAAGUUGCAUAACUACAUUAAGGUACAUACCUAAAAUAAGUUACAUACCUACAUUAAGUUACAUACCUAAAAUAAGUUACAUACCUAAAAUAAGUUACAUACCUACAUUAAGUUACAUAUCUAAAAUAAGUUACAUAAAUACAUUAAGUUACAUACCUAAAAUAAGUUACAUAAAUACAUUAAGUUACAUACCUAAAAUAAGUUACAUACCUAAAAUAAGUUACAUACCUAAAAUAAGUUACAUACCUAAAAUAAGUUACAUACCUACAUUAAGUUACAUACCUAAAAUAAGUUACAUACCUAAAUAAGUUACAUACCUACAUUAAGUUACAUACCUACAUUAAGGUACAUACCUACAAUAAGUUACAUAAAUACAUUAAGUUACAUACCUAAGAUAAGUUACAUACCUAAGAUAAGUUACUUACCUACAUUUAAGUACCUCCUUAAAAGUACAUUCGUAAAUAAAAUUGCAUUCCUACAAUGGUUAUAUAGAAACAUGAAUUCUAAUGCGUUAUAAGUGUGUCGCAAAGAUGUAUGUGUCUGUUUGAAGACGUUAAAAACAACAUUAUGUCAUGUCAUAAAAUUUAAAUAUGGAAUUACUUCUACGACCCGAAGCUCUUAUGGAUCCCCAAGGAAGCCAAUGUUGCGUGACCACCCGUCCGUAUCAAUAGGGGAGGUAAUACGAGGUCGCUACGCGGGGAUGUUUCACUCUAUCCCUCCCUCACUCUCUCCAUCUCUCUCUCACUCUCUCUGUCUUUCUCUCAAAAUGUCUCCCAUUUCCCUCCUCCCCUUUUCUGAAUGACGUGCAACUCCACGAACGACCAGAAACUGCCUCGGAACACCACAUUACCAUCCAUCCCAGACCAGUAAUACCAAUGAAAGCCCAAAUCCGAACUGCACCCGAUCAAACAUCUCCGCUUAGAUCACGCACUGCAAUUUAUUGGCUACGUUCUCUUCAAGCUGACCGGAGAUGUUUGGGGGGGGGGGCGGGGGGGUGGUGGAAAGGUUGAGGGGAUCGCAGUGGGAAUAAAAUAGCAGAAGCUAGAGACAUGGCUCUAGCUGUUUGGGCAGGUCUGUAACAAUUAGGCGUGAUUUAUUUUAGAACGAACGAUGGCACUCCCCACUCACCCCAUCUUUCUCUCAUGUAGCGAGUUUAUUUCAUGGACAUCCUACACGACAUUGGCCAACUAAACUAGGGGCUGUUCCGCUGAUGGACAUCCUACACGACAUUGGCCAACUAAAACUAGGGGCGGUUCCGCUGAUGGACAUCCUACACGACAUGGGCCAACUAAACUAGGGGCUGUUCCGCUGAUGGACAUCCUACACGACAUUGGCCAACUAAACUAGGGGCUGUUCCGCUGAUGGACAUCCUACACGACAUUGGCCAACUAAACUAGGGCCUGUUCCGCUGAUGGACAUCCUACACGACAUUGGCCAACUAAACUAGGGCUUGUUCCGCUGAUUGACAUCCUACAUGACAUUGGCCAACUAAACUAGGACCUGUUCCGCUGAUGGACAUCCUACACGACAUUGGCCAACUAAACUAGGGGAUGUUCCGCUGAUGGACAUCCUACACGACAUUGGCCAACUAAACUAGAGGCUGUUCCGCUGAUGGACAUCCUACACGACAUUGGCCAACUAAACUAAGGCCUGUUCCACUGACGAACAUCCUACACGACAUUGGCCAACUAAACUAGGGCCUGUUCCGCUGAUGGACAUCCUACACGACAUUGGCCAACUAAACUAGGGGCUGUUCCGCUGAUGGACAUCCUACACGACAUUGGCCAACUAAACUAGGGCCUGUUCCGCUGAUGGACAUCCUACACGACAUUGGCCAACUAAACUAGGGGCUGUUCCGCUGAUGGACAUCCUACACGACAUUGGCCAACUAAACUAGGGCCUGUUCCGCUGAUGGACAUCCUACACGACAUUGGCCAACUAAACUAGGGGCUGUUCCGCUGAUGGACAUCCUACACGACAUUGGCCAACUAAACUAGGGGCUGUUCUGCUGAUGGACAUCCUACACGACAUUGGCCAACUAAACUAGGGGCUGUUCCGCUGAUGGACAUCCUACACGACAUUGGCCAACUAAACUAGGGGCUGUUCCACUGAUGGACAUCCUACACGACAUUGGCCAACUAAACUAGGGGCUGUUCCGCUGUAAAGUAAGGGGCUUGUCUACGAAAGGGCGUGGCGGGUGUAGAUUUAGCAUGUCCGUUGUCCUGUCCCGUUUUCGGGCUUUGAUCUGUUGCGUUCUCUGCGGUUUGCUGUUUCUCCCCUUGUCGCAAUCCAGCUAAACAAUGCAUUGAACAAGUCGAUGUAUGCUGAGGUACAAUCCAGCUAAACAAUGCAUUGAACCAGUCGAUGAAUGCUGAGGUACAAUCCAGCAAAACAAUGCAUUGAACCAGUCGAGGAAUGCUGAGGUACAAUCCAGCUAAACAAUGCAUUGAACCAGUCGAUGAAUGCUGAGGUACAAUCCAGCUAAACAAUGCAUUGAACCAGUCGAUGAAUGCUGAGGUACAAUCCAGCUAAACAAUGCAUUGAACAAGUCGAUGAAUGCUGAGAUACAAUCCAGCUAAACAAUGCAUUGAACCAGUCGAUGAAUGCUGAGGUACAAUCCAGCUAAACAAUGCAUUGAACCAGUCGAUGAAAGCUGAGGUAGAAUCCAGUUAAACAAUGCAUUGAACCAGUCGAUGAAUGCUGAGGUACAAUCCAGCUGAACAAUGCAUUGAACCAGUCGAUGAAUGCUGAGGUACAAUCCAGCUAAACAAUGCAUUGAACCAGUCGAUGAAUGCUGAGGUACAAUCCAGCUAAACAAUGCAUUGAACCAGUCGAUGAAUGCUGAGGUACAAUCCAGCUAAACAAUGCAUUGAACCAGUCGAGGAAUGCUGAGGUACAAUCCAGCUAAACAAUGCAUUGAACCAGUCGAUGAAAGCUGAGGUAGAAUCCAGUUAAACAAUGCAUUGAACCAGUCGAUGAAUGCUGAGGUACAAUCCAGCUGAACAAUGCAUUGAACCAGUCGAUGAAUGCUGAGGUACAAUCCAGCUAAACAAUGCAUUGAACCAGUCGAUGAAUGCUGAGGUACAAUCCAGCUAAACAAUGCAUUGAACCAGUCGAUGAAUGCUGAGGUACAAUCCAGCUAAACAAUGCAUUGAACCAGUCGAUGAAUGAGAAAAACGAAGAUGACUUAAUAUUAUGACUGAUUAAGGACACAUAGAUUCAUUCCAUAAAAUAUGUGACGCUCUUUUCUGACAACUUUAGCCCCGCCCUGCCCCCGAUACAAUCUGUCGCAUAUAUCAGCUCCCCUCCCCACCCUCCCCAUAAAGUUCUACCUCCCUUUCGAAAUAAUAAAUUGUUAACAAAUUAUAGAGCCAGAUGAAAUUUUAUCUAAACCAUACUACUCAAUGAAAGUACUAAAUAAUAAAGUGACAUCUUCUGUCGGAAUGCAUCUUUCAGAAAGAUCAACAUCACUGUCAAUUUCAGGUAUAAAUGUAUGAUAAAUAAAACUAAUGUGUGACGUCACACAAGAUCUCCCCUCCCCCUCUCCGCAUCAGAAACUGGCACACUUUCUUAGACCCCUCCCACACUCUCCGAAGCGUGACGUACCUUAUUUUUUCCCAAUGAUCCAAUAUGGCAGUCAUCCCUGAUUAAGUUAUUACUUUUUUUCUACAUUUUAAAUUUUCUCCCCCAGUUUUUAGUACAACAUGACAUUGAAGUAAUCAUUUUUCUUAAUUAUUGCCCGUCCUCUUAGUCUCCGUCUCUCUUCCUCUAUCUGUCUCUCUCACUCACCCUUUCUUUCUUUGCUCUCUUCCUCUUCGUUCACUUUGAUUCAUUUUCUUUCUGUCCUUGAAUUUUAUGGAUGGUCACAGAAAAAACAAGUCUCAAUGGGAACUGUUUUCGUCUUUAUACAAAUGGAAGGUCAGGGUCACUAGGUGCAAGGAUUACUCUUGGAAUAAAUACCCCUGGUACCUUUCAAAGAUCCGGUCAGGAUUUUACUAUCAGUGGCUUUUGACAUCAUAUGCUUAAAGAUUAGAGAUUACGUUUAAACCAAGACAGAAGUUUGCAAUUGUGGCUUUUUGUAGUAAAGCUUCGGAGUCUUUGCCUGGCAUAAACCACUUGGUACGUUUGUCCUCCGGGUGGAAAUUUAAUCAAUCUUUGCAAAUGAUUAGUUUGGUUAUGAAUUCCGUGAGCUUUCAGUAUGCUUCAGAUGCACUAAAAUAUCCAGUUUCCAAGUAAUUUUUUUUUACUUCAUUUAAAGGUACUUUCUAUUCUGUGGUAACAGUAACUAAUUGUUUAAAUGCACAGUCAUGAUCCAUUGACAUAUUUGAUGAGGUUAUUAUCGCUUUGAAUUGGCCUACACAUCUCUAUACUAUGUCUAUGUGGGCAUUGUAUUUCAGAGAUAGAUAUCUCUGUUUUUAAAAUCAAUGAUUUGCGCUCCUGGUUUGAAUUCAGAGUUAACCUUUUCUUAGAUGGUUAGCCUUCCAAGGCUUACGGGUUCCAUCCAUCGGGGGGUGCUUGACUGGGCUUAGACUCCAGGCCACCAACUUAAUUCAAAAGGCUCCCUACCUCCGAUUUGCCGAGUUUAUUGGUCACACAGCACCAUGUGUGGAACCACCCAUCUGUUAUUUACUUUGUUUUCCCCACAAAGUUACCGUCAUCACUGCCUUGAUAUUAUUGAUAUUGCUGAUAUUAUUGAUAUUGCUGAUAUUGCUGAUAUUAUUGAUAUUGCUGAUAUUGCUGAUAUUAUUGAUAUUAUUGAUAUUGCUGAUAUUAUUGAUAUUGCUGAUAUUGCUGAUAUUAUUGAUAUUAUUGAUAUUGCUGAUAUUAUUGAUAUUGCUGAUAUUGCUGAUAUUAUUGAUAUUGCUGAUAUUAUUGAUAUUGCUGAUAUUGCUGAUAUUAUUGAUAUUGCUGAUAUUGCUGAUAUUAUUGAUAUUGCUGAUGGUCUCGGUACAGAAACCUUAUUUUUAAUGCAUUUGCCCUUUUCUAUACAUGAUACAUGGGAUGUAUCAUACAGGAUUUAAUAGACCACAUGGAUAAUGUAGCAUACAGGAUUCAAUCUACCACAUGGAUAGUGUAGCAUACAGGAUUUAAUAGACCACAUGGGAUGGUGUGGCAUACAGGAUUUAACAGACCACAUGGGAUGGUGUAUCAUACAGGAUUUAAUAGACCACAUGGUAUGGUGUAGCAUAAAGAAUGAUACUAUUUCGUGAGGCUUCGGGAGGGCAUCUUUAUCAGAGAGUUCUGCACAGAAAAUGUUUUCCUUCUUUCAUCCUCCCAGACUUUGUCUGCCUAGGUUUUAUUCUUUCAUCCUGCCAGACUUUUGUCUACCUUGGUUUUCCUUCUUUCAUUCUUCCAGAUUUUUGUCUUCCUGGGUUUUCCUUCUUUCAUCCUCCCAGACGUUUGGUUAAGUUGCAAUUUCACUGAUUUCAUUCCAUUUAGGAUUACAUGUGAAUGUUACAAAUAAGUCAGGUUUUCCAUAUUUCCUGAUCAUCGAUACAGAAUUUUGAGCCAUAAUUCUUGGACUCCUGAUGAAGGUUGAAGUUAAUAUAACUUUCUUUUGCAGGCAAGAUGUUAACUUCAAAAUUGUGGUUGUUCACAAAUAGGUGACUGACGCUAUAGUCUUCAUCUCAUUUUGUGUUUUGAUUUUUUAAAACCAAUUCAAAAGGUUUGCUUGGGUCUCACAAUAUAUAUAUAUAAAAUUACUUGGUGAGUCAGCUUUACUGCGUUGAGAAAUUGGUUAAAGUUUCCAUCAAAAAUUGGAAAUGGUUUAAAUACAAUUGAAGCUGGGACAUAUUUCCUUGACAAACAGAUUUCUUCAGAUCUGUGGUCAACAAGGAAUACCCAUAUUGAAAAAUCAAAGUUAAGCACAUUGAAUCAGAGUUUACUCAGGAUGGAUAUAUUUGGUAUAUUUUUACUUUUUGGGUGACUUGUAAUGUCCCAAAUUUCUGGAGGUGCUCCAUCAGCAUGGUGAAAACUUGCAGCAAUGUCAUCUAUGGCUGUUGGAACGUUGGUUCUGCCGGACUGCACAUUAUUUACUCUUCCUUUCAAGAAUGUCAUGCUAUAUUCAAUUGGUAUUUGGUUCUCCCAAAGUUUCUUUUGCAUUUCAUCAUGUUCAACAUUUAGAAUGUUCUUUUAUUCUCUAGAGUAUGGACUGGUCUCACCAAAAAGUUUUUGAAGCCUCUCGACACGAAUGCAUCCAUUUUGUUUGCCUGAUUCUUCAUUCUUUCAGUCAAGGCUUUGGCUGACUCCACAAUGUAAAGUUGGUUAUACUUUUGUGAUUCACCUUGAUUUGAGUGUAAUGCAAAUGUAUGAUAAAUUUGCCCAUGGAUUCUGUAACAAAAAGGACCUGGUUUGGUUAUUGACUGAUCAUCUUGUGCCACCAAUGAUUUAAAGGCCAUUGCCCUUUUGUAGGUACUUAUUUGUCCAUUAACUUUUUUGAAUUGGGAUCAGAUCCAUUCAUUUUAAUGUUAAUGAAGUGAUGCUUUCAUGUUUCUUUUAAGUGUAAUAAUCACUUUAUGGCAGCCUUUGACAUUAAGUCAUUUUUUUCAAAUGCUUGGCGUUGCAAAAUGUACAUUUAGCGUCCACUGGGCCAAGACAACUUUUUUCAAUUUCGUUUUGAUUGAAGUUUUUUGGAAAGCUAAGUGGUGUAGCUGGGUCGAGCAUAUAUACUCAGAAUAUGGCGUGCAACCCUUUUGUCUUUCAGCUGUUUUUGAAGUUGAUUUUCUUGCAUAUUUUCUCUGCGUUGCCGUUGACUUACAGUAUUAGCUUCACGUCAUUCUUCAGUCUUUUCUUCUGACAUGGCCGCUCUACGAUGUCUUCGAGCUUCCUUAUAACAUGCUUUUUUAGCUGCAACUACUUCAGUAGAUUGUGGUUGCUGGCGUUUAGAAGGCAUACAGGUUUGUUUUGUUGUUUUUUUUACAUUUAACCUCACAUUUUUCGGAAUUUUUGACAAAAUGUUAUGAACUCCUAUUACCUUACUGUAAAGGGUUACACAUUCUCGUCACAAUUAAUAGCAAUCAUCAACAACGCCAACACGCUCGUCCUACACUGUCAGAGACCUUGGCUUCUAUACUGACAGUAAACUUACAAUGAUUCCUCAUAUCAGUUCUGUGGUCAGGGCUUGCUUCUGUCAUCUACGCGCCCUGGGUCAGCUGCGUCCUCAAAUUAAUAAAAGAACAGCCAAUGCCGUACCACUCUAUUCCAGUCAAAAUUAUAUUACUGUAACAUUAAUUUGUUUGUGGGGUUUACCCCAAAAUUAAAAUUUAGAGUCUCCAGAAAGUACAAAAGACUGCAGAAUGCAUUGUAUCGCGGAGAAAGAAAUCUGACCACAUCACCCCAGCUCUUUAAGAUCUCCAUUAGCUUCCUGAGAGGGAGCGCAAUAACGACAAAAGUAUGUCCCUGACGUACACUUGUAUGGAAGGCUCUGCACCGGAAUAUCCUGCACCGCAAUAUCUUAAAGAACUGAAUUCUAAACAUGUGUCCUUAAAGAACCUGCGCUCGUCAACACAGUCCUAACUGAAAGUUCCCAGUGUGGCUGGACACUGAAAGAAGUCAUACGGAGUGCGCUCCUUUGAAGCGAUAGCGCCAAAUUUAUGGAACAGUUUGCCUCAAUCUUUGAGGGGAAUUGAAAUAGGUGUUUCCAAGUGUUUCAAAACGUUCACCUCAAUACUAGCAAAUCGUCCAUGGCCAAUCCAAGUCCGUUUAAGAUAUUGCGCUAAUUGUCGUUUUUUUUUUUAAAUAACUCCUCCAUCUACUGGUGUCAUUCAACAGGUACACGACUGAGUUAUAACAUAUAUAUUUUUUUUUGUUGUUGCAACUAAAACACCUCCAUCUGCUGGUGUCAUUAAACAGGUGCACGACUGCUUGAUAAGAAACCUUUCGCUAACAGUUCAUAGGUUCUCAGUCGACAUCAGGCGCCAUGUGGACUCAGGUAGCACUGUUUGUGCUCAUCACGACCUUGACCGUUUGCCAUAUACAUGCGCAGUCGGUGUGUGGCUUCCCACCAACCAUUUGGGUGAGUCUUGUUAUUGUGUUGGGUUUUGUUUUUUUUAACAAAUAGUGGAACAAGAUAUGGUUUAGCCUUGAGACGAAAACACAGAUCAAUGAAAUAGACGUUUAGUAUAGCUACAUUUGUUCAGCAGAAAGGACAAAAUUAGAAAUAACACAUAUUUAAAAAUAUGAACAAAAGAUUUUUUUGGGUUCGAAGAUCUCAAUGCAGAUCGUAAACUAAAGCAAGCAAUCUUCCCCCCUCCACCCCCGCAGAUUAGAGAGUAAAUUAAUUGUGUAUUCUCUGUGACGUGAUGCUAAGAAACUAAUUUACACGAAAAUUUCUAUUACUAUACAUGUUGUCUGUGGGUUUCCAUGGUGACACACCAGCGUAGAAAUAGAAAAUUAUUAUUAAACACUGCGUUAAAAAAAAAAAUCUCCGAAAUUUUAUGACGAAUCCUUUAACUUAAACCUGAUUAUAGGUUGGGAAAUGACAAUUUGUCACUGUGUUGCUUUUAUACCUUUCAUUUGAUCUUUCUGAUUCUAAUAAAUAUUGUGUUCUUUUGUAGUUAGUAUUAAAUAUUUUCUUCUUAAAUAUGAAUUUUCAAUUGAACUUUUAAAAGUGUAGAUUCAUAAUUCACACUUUAUUGUGUUACGCAAAGCUAUAAUGUAGAGAAUUUAGUCUCUUAUUUGACUCUAUGGCUCGUGUCAAACAUUCCUUAUUAAAGGACUAUACACAGUAAUAAAGAACGCUACCCAAAUUAGGUCUAAUUACAAAUAAUAAUUUAUUAGGUUAAGUUAAACUUACAAAAUAGAAUGAACCAAAACUAAGGCCAUUGACUUGCAGUACAGCAAUGACCAAGUACCGGUGCAAUCUUAAAAAAGGUGCACACACACACACAGAGUAAAUAUUGAUAUCCAAAUCGUAAUCACAAAACUCUGUCUCUCUCUCUUUGUCUCGUAUCGUAAUGGCAAUCUACCUAUGUCAAUCAGCUUAUUUAUAGUCUUUCUUAGAGACUUUUCCAGAAAGGGGUUACACAGUGUAUUCCUAUCUUGGUCAGUCUCGUAAGUUCUAAAGAAUUCCAUUUCGAAAGACUAUAAACUAUUUUUAUAUGUAUUCAAGUUCAAGCGAGAAAACAUAUAAUUAAGCCACGCCCUAUCGCGUUGCAAACCUUGGGGUCAUCCAAAGUUCAUGCAGGGGUUGCACGAGAAAACAUGACGUAAACACAAUUUAAAUAAGUCCAACUUCUACCGUAACUAUUCGAAUUGUAAUUAAAUGAUAAUACUUAAACUAGUGUUUCAUUCACAGAUCAAGUUAUUGCCUAAUAUCUAUAAUUCAAUAUUAAGUUCAAUUUUUCGUCUGUGAUGCAUGUAGGCAGUGAAUGAGGAAAAUACAAAAUGGCUUAUAUUAAUUAUCGAUUGCAUGAAUUUAGGUUACAAUUUUCUUUUCCCUUUAACUACAACCUACAGUAAUGUUAUAUAUUUAAUUUGAAUUGUUCCAACUAGAUCUAUAGAUAUUAAAUGUAAUGGCCAAGUGCAACAACAACAAAAUGUUCUUCUUUAUUUCAUCCAUUUCCACUGGUCGUUAACUGGAAAUUCAAACGUCUCCACAGAGAAAUGCGAACAGAACGUGCCCUGCCAGGGCCGUGUGUGGCGACGUGUUCACAACGAGACGGGACUGGAUGAACGGGACCACGUGCGCGGAGACCAGGGUCAUCAACAACUGCUUCUGUCCUGGCAACCUGGCGUGUCCUGUCAACAAUGACGCCCACCGCCUGUAUACCACGGCUCAGCAAAAGUAGGUGAUUACCCUCGUUGGUGUACUGGUCCUACGAAACAAUGGAUGGGAAAUAUACAGGAGAGGCGGCUUAUAAAGAAGAGUCCAGUUGGGAAGGUCUACCAUAGGCGGCACUUUUUUUUCCUUAAUAUUGGAGGGAUUAAUUUAUGCAAAGUGCAGAGGUUUUUCUUUUUCCUAAGAGUGCGGCAAUAAGUUUGAAAUGCCCCAGGCGGCACGAACCUUAGACUGCCCCAGGCGGCAAGAACCUUAGACUGCCCCAGGUGGCAAGAACCUUAGACUGCCCCAGGCGGCAAGAACCUUAGACUGCCCCAGGUGGCAAGAACCUUAGACUGCCCCAGGCGGCAAGAACCUUAGACUGCCCCAGGCGGCAAGAACCUUAGACUGCCCCAGGCGUAAAAAAGAAGCUUGAAUCUACAAGACAGCAAGAAGCUUAGACUGCCCCAGACGGCAAGAAGCUAAUUGCCCCAGGUGGCACUAGCCUAGCAACGCCAGUGCAUACACAUAGAUCAGGGGGACAUUAGGACCAAAGGACACACGUAGGUAAGGGAGAAAUUAGGACCGAAGGGCACACGUAGAUCAGGGAGAAAUUAGGACCAAAGGACACACGCAGGUAAGGGAGAAAUUAGGACCGAAGGACACACUUAGAUCAUGGAGAUAAUAGGAUUGGAGGAAACACAAAGAUCAGAAAGACAGAACUGAAGACCACGCGUAGAUAAGGGAGACAUAAGAUUUAAUCGAAUGUGUAUGAAGAAAUUAUCCUAAAUUUGCUUUAAAUGAAAGAGCCAAAAACAUUUUGAUAUAAUAAAUGUAAGUCUUAAAGAGAAAGCUUUAUUCUGUAAGUUGUAAGCUGGAGGGACUAAUAAAAUUACAGAAUGAAAGAAAGAACAUGGUGGACAUAAAGACAGAGAAAGGUUUGAGAAUAAAAGAAUGGAGAGUGUGUGAGAAAAUUUUAAAACAAGAUACUUUGUAAAAGUUUAAAUUUCAAGAAUUUGUGAAAAUGCACCGAGAAGUAUGAAAUAGAUAUUGAUUAAUUUACCCAUAAUGACAAUGGAAAUGUAUUAUUGGGUAUUUCAAAGCACUUUAUCUAGAAAGGAGAAAAACUGAAAGCCGUUACAAAAUGGGACGCUGAUUUAAAAUGAUGUUUAACUCACCGUUAGGCGUCUGUCACCGGUGAUGCAGGUAGAUAAGUGGCUCAGGCUGUUCAGCUAAACGAUCUAUCUCCCGUGGCUCAGGCUGUCCAGCUAAACGAUCUAUCUCCCGUGGCUCAGGCUGUUCAGCUAAACGAUCUAUCUCCCGUGGCUCAGGCUGUUCAGCUAAACGAUCUAUCUCCCGUGGCUCAGGCUGUUCAGCUAAACGAUCUAUCUCCCGUACAAAAUAACUGGCUCACCGUUCGCCCCUCAAUUUUAUUUCUAGUUACAUAAGACAAAAUAUGUUUGUUUUCCAACGCAAUGAAAAUAUGUACUUAAAAUGAUAUUUAGUUGUUUUUUGUUGUUGUUUUUUUUUUGUUAAAAUGAUAUUUAGCUAUUUGUUAAUUAGAAUGCUUUUUAGUCUAUUAAAGAAUGUCAUAAAUAACUAUUUAGUCUACAUAACAGAACACAAAUUGCUGUUAAACCUCUAAUUACCUCCAUCCACCUCUCUUUGACACGAUUCAAAUUCAAACUAUAAUUAACCCUAAGCCUCCCGUUCUUGUCUUUAACAGAAUUUACACUUGUGAACCCGUGUGUAACUUAGGCUGGUGCUACAAUAUAAGACUUGGGUUGUCUGAGGGCAGGAGCGACCCCACCAUCGCCAUGACUGUGGAGGAACAGACACCCGAUUUUGGCGGGAAUACAUUUACAAGGGUAACACUUUGUUUUCUGUUGAAACAUUGACAGUCAAGAUUGCAUUGACACAUUGACUGUCAAGAUUGCAUUGAGACAUUGACUGUCAAGAUUGCAUUGAGACAUUGACUGUCAAGAUUGCAUUGAGACAUUGACUGUCAAGAUUGCAUGAGACAUUGACGUCAAGGUUGCAUUUAGUCAUUGACAGUCAAGAUUGCCUUGAGACAUUGACGGUCAAGAAUGCAUUGAAACAUUGACUGGAUAAGAUUGUAUUGAAACAUUGACUGGAUAAAAUUGUAUCGAAACAUUGACUGGGUAAGAUUGGAUUGAAACAUUGAAUGUGUAAGAUUGCAUUGAACCAUUGACUGUGUAAGAUUGCUUUGAAAGCGUAAUGAAAAGAUUUUUAACGAUUACAUUAUGUGCAUACUAGUGCUCCCAGAGCCGUUCAGAGCAAAGGCGGCGAUCAGGGUAAAACCUGUAAACGGCGCUCACUAUAGAGACAAAAGUGCCGCCCGAGGCAGAAGAGUAAAAUAACGAUUUUCUGUCACUGGGCUUUGCGUAGUACAUGUCAUUUGUCACUGGUCUAUUGAUAGUACAUGUCAUUUGUCACUAUUCUUUGAGUAGUACAUGUCAUUUUUCACCGGUAUUUUCGUAGUACAUCUCAUUUGUCACUGGUCUUUGUGAAAUACAUGUCAUUUAUCACUGACCCUUGGAAAGUAAAUGUCAUUUAUCACUGGUCUUUGGGAAGUACAUAUCAUUUGUUACUGGAAUUUGGGUAGUACAGGACAUUUAUCUUUGCGUAGUACAUGUCAUUUAUCACCGUUCUUUGGGUAGUACAUGUCAUUUAUCACUGGUUUUUGUGAAUUACAUGACAUUUGUCACUGGUCUUUGGGUAGUGCAUGUGAAUAGUCACUGGUCUUUGUGAAGUACAUGUCAUUUAUCACUAGUCUUUGGAAAGUACAUAUCAGUCGUCCCUUGUCUUUGGGUAGUACAUGUCAUUUAUCACUGUUUUUUUGGUAGUACAUGUCAAUUGUCACUGCUCUUUGUGAAGUGCAUGUCAUUUAUCACUGCUCUUUGGGAAGUACAUGACAUUUGUCACUGGUAUUUGUGAAGUACAAGUCAUUUUUCACCGGUCUUUGGGUAGUACACGUCAAUUGUCACUGGUCUUUGUUAAGUACAUGUCGUUCGUCACUGGUCUUUGGGUAGUACAUGUCAUUCGUCACUUGUCUUUGGGUAGUACAUGUCAUUUAUAACUGGUCUUUGUGAAAUACAUAGCAUUUGUCUAGGUCUUUGUGUAGUUUAAUUCAUUAUAAAGAUCCCAAAUAAAGACGAUGUGGCUCCCGGGUCGAGUGCCCCCCCCCCUUCUCGCGGCCCUGAUUGCAAUUAAUGAAACACCAUCUCAUCCUGUCUGAAACCACUGGUUGCUUCUCCAAGUCAUUUAUACUUCUAAUUCUUAGCGCCAUCCCUCGCCCAGCAUCUGGUUGCUAAAACCAACAAAAACUGAGUGACAAGUGCUGUGAAUUUAAUGUAGGCGUGCCUUUCUCACUGAGUGACCAUGUCUGGCGAUCUGUGUUGAGGAUGCUGCCGAGUUGUCUGUUUAUUUUUAAAAAUGGUCAGCAAAAGCUAAUAUCUUGGUUCUGACUUCAAAGUCAUCCCACUCGACAUUAAUCAUAUGCCAAAUAUAUAUGAUAAACGCAAUGUAUUUUUUAUUUUUAAAUGAAUGAGCAGUUGAAAAAGAUGAAUCUUUCUGAAAAAAAUCUGGUUCACCAAGUUUUGGUUUAAAGGGUAUAUCUUUUCAAUCAUCAUAUUUGUCGCCGCUAAUAAUUUCCUGGCCCGUCAUAACAAAAAUAUGAGGGUCAGUUGCUAGUUGUUUAGUUGGUGGUACUUGACGAGCAUUCUCAUAUGCUGCUUUACAUAGUCUGGGAGUUUUAGAUGUGCUACAUAAGAUAGUCUGGGAGAUUUAGAUGUGCUACAUAAGAUAGUCUGAGAGAUUUAGAUGUGCUACAUCAGAUAGUCUGAGAGAUUUAGAUGUGCUACAUAAGAUAGUCUGAGAGAUUUAGAUGUUCUACAUAAGAUAGUCUGGGAGAUUUAGAUGUGCUACAUAAGAUAGUCUGAGAGAUUUAGAUGUGCUACAUAAGAUAGUCUGGGAGAUUUUGAUGUGCUACAUAAGAUAGUCUGGGAGAUUUAGAUGUGCUACAUAAGAUAGUCUGAGAGAUUUAGAUGUGCUACAUAAGAUAGUCUGUGAGAUUUAGAUGUGCUACAUAAGAUAGUCUGAGAGAUUUAGAUGUGCUACAUAAGAUAGUCUGGUAGUUUUAGAUGUGCUACAUAAGAUAGUCUGGGAGAUUUAGAUGUGCUACAUAAGAUAGUCUGAGAGAUUUUGAUGUGCUACAUAAGAUAGUCUGGGAGAUUUAGAUGUGCUACAUAAGAUAGUCUGGGAGAUUUAGAUGUGCUACAUAAGAUAGUCUGGGAGUUUUAGAUGUGCUACAUAAGAUAGUCUGGGAGAUUUUGAUGUGCUACAUAAGAUAGUCUGUGAGUUUUAGAUGUGCUACAUAAGAUAGUCUGGGAGAUUUAGAUGUGCUACAUAAGAUAGUCUGUGAGAUUUAGAUGUGCUACAUAAGAUAGUCUGGGAGAUUUAGAUGUGCUACAUAAGAUAGUCUGGGAGUUUUAGAUGUGCUAGAUAAGAUAGUCUGGGAGUUUUAGAUGUGCUACAUAAGAUAGUCUGGGAGAUUUAGAUGUGCUACAUAAGAUAGUCUGGGAGAUUUAGAUGUGCUACAUAAGAUAGUCUGGGAGUUUUAGAUGGCCUACAUAAGAUAGUCUGAGAGAUUUAGAUGUGCUACAUAAGAUAGUCUGGGAGAUUUAGAUGUGCUACAUAAGAUAGUCUGGGAGAUUUAGAUGUGCUACAUAAGAUAGUCUGGGAGUUUUAGAUGUGCUACAUAAGAUAGUCUGAGAGAUUUAGAUGUGCUACAUAAGAUUGUCUGGGAGAUUUAGAUGUGCUACAUAAGAUAGUCUGGGAGAUUUAGAUGUGCUACAUAAGAUAGUCUGGGAGAUUUUGAUGUGCUACAUAAGAUAGUCUGUGAGUUUUAGAUGUGCUACAUAAGAUAGUCUGAGAGAUUUAGAUGUGCUACAUCAGAUAGUCUGUGAGAUUUAGAUGUGCUACAUAAGAUAGUCUGGGAGAUUUAGAUGUGCUACAUAAGAUAGUCUGGGAGUUUUAGAUGUGCUAGAUAAGAUAGUCUGGGAGUUUUAGAUGUGCUACAUAAGAUAGUCUGGGAGAUUUAGAUGUGCUACAUAAGAUAGUCUGGGAGAUUUAGAUGUGCUACAUAAGAUAGUCUGGGAGUUUUAGAUGGCCUACAUAAGAUAGUCUGAGAGAUUUAGAUGUGCUACAUAAGAUAGUCUGGGAGAUUUAGAUGUGCUACAUAAGAUAGUCUGGGAGAUUUAGAUGUGCUACAUAAGAUAGUCUGGGAGUUUUAGAUGUGCUACAUAAGAUAGUCUGAGAGAUUUAGAUGUGCUACAUAAGAUUGUCUGGGAGAUUUAGAUGUGCUACAUAAGAUAGUCUGGGAGAUUUAGAUGUGCUACAUAAGAUAGUCUGAGAGAUUUAGAUGUGCUACAUAAGAUAGUCUGAGAGAUUUAGAUGUGCUACAUCAGAUAGUCUGAGAGAUUUAGAUAUGCUACAUAAGAUAGUCUGAGAGAUUUAGAUAUGCUACUUAAGAUAAUCUGGGAGAUUUAGAUAUGCUACAUAAGAUAGUCUGAGAGAUUUAGAUAUGCUACAUCAGAUAGUCUGAGAGAUUUAGAUAUGCUACAUAAGAUAGUCUGAGAGAUUUAGAUGUUCUACAUAAGAUAGUCUGAGAGAUUUAGAUGUGCUACAUAAGAUAGUCUGAGAGAUUUAGAUAUGCUACAUAAGAUAGUCUGAGAGAUUUAGAUAUGCUACAUAAGAUAGUCUGAGAGAUUUAGAUGGUCUACAUAAGAUAGUCUGAGAGAUUUAGAUGUGCUACAUAAGAUAGUCUGAAAGUUUUAGAUGUGCUACAUAAGAUAGUCUGAGAGAUUUAGAUAUGCUACAUAAGAUAGACUGAGAGAUUUAGAUGUGCUACAUAAGAUAGUCUGAGAGAUUUAAAUGUGCUACAUAAGAUAGUCUGAGAGAUUUAGAUGUGCUACAUAAGAAAUUCAGAGAGAUUCUAGAUUUAUUUUUUUUAGUUUUGACUACAUUAUGAAAUGUUCAUAAUCUGUAAGAUUGUUCAGAAUAUUCAGAUUAUUCAGGUUGAUCAGUUUGUUCAGAAAAGUGUGUCAAAUGGGAAAUAGGGUGAACACGCCUCUACUAAUAAUCCAGUUCUCAGUCUUUAUUUUUCCUUCAGUUUUAGGGGUUGCUGAAUAUACCUUCAAUUUCAAUGAAGACAUUAUCCCAUUAAUUGGUAUGUCGUCCUUUCUCCUUGUCAUCCUGAACAUCUUUCAAAACAAAAUAUUUUUUUAAGUAUGUGUGGCUUAAGUGGAUCACACUUAAGUAACACGGGAAUCCGGGAUGCAAGAGUUAUCUUCUCAGUGUCUAAUGUCAAAUGUCAAGAACAGCUGAUUUAAAAUAAUUAUAAUAGUAUUAAUAUGAAAUAAAAACAUUAAUUUGACAAUUUUUUUGCAAAAUUGAGUGCUAGCGUAAUUAAGCAUUAAAACUUUUUUUUAAAAAAACAAAAAAAACAAAAACAUUUAGCCUUGUACAAGGACUAAACUAUUAUGAACCAUAACCCAUCCAUCUAGUUGACGAAAGAACCUUAACACACACAUAUAGGUGGUGAAUGAGCCAUAGCACACACAGAACGGGGGAAGGGGGGUGAAUUAACCACUAAAAAAUACCUCGCCAACAUGUAUCAUUUGUAAACAUAUGUCUUUGCCAGAUGGGCUGUCGCUGUCCCCGUCACCACGUGCCCAACAGGCAGCCACCUGGUGUCCCGCGAGCUGUGAAGACCCACAGUUACAUUCGUAACCCCACUACGAGGCACUACACGGCACGUUAUACCUGUAAGGUGUCCGGAACAGAAGGUAAGGGGCUUUGUACAUCGACUGCGUUUGCCGUGGGUGGGGGGGGUGGCAUGGAUGGGCGAUCCAAUGGAUAUGCUGUGUUAGUGGAUACACUGGAUUAUGUGGAUGACCUAGGGGUCAAUGUUAUCACGGGGUCUUGGGACCUAGGGGUCAAUGGAAUCACGGGGUCUUGGGACCUAGGGGUCAAUAGAAUCACAGGGUUUCGGUACCUAGGGGUCAAUGUUAUCACGGGUCUUUGGACCUAGGAGUCAAUAGAAUCACGGGGUCUCGGGACCUAGGGGUCAAUAGAAUCACGGGGUCUUGUUACCUUGGGUUCAAUGUAAUCAAGAAGAUUUGGGACCUAGGGAUCAAUGGAAUCAUGGGGUCUUGGGACCUAGGGAUCAAUGGAAAGAUUUUGAUUAAUAUAAAAAUGUUUCAAAUGAAUACAUUUGAAAAUGUUCGAAAAUAAUUUUAAACGAUAUUUUGGGGGAUAAGUCACGGUGUUAUUGCCUGAAUAAUGAACGAUUCGAUUGGUGGAAUAAUGAAUGAUUUGAUUGGCUGGAUAAUGAACGAUUCGAUUGGCGGAAUAAUGAAUGAUUUGAUUGGCUGGAUAAUGAACGAUUUGAUUGGUGGAAUAAUGAAUGAUUUGAUUGGCUGGAUAAUGAACGAUUUGAUUGGUGGAAUAAUGAAUGAUUUGAUUGGCUGGAUAAUGAACGAUUCGAUUGGCGGAAUAAUGAAUGAUUUGAUUGGCUGGAUAAUGAACGAUUUGAUUGGUGGAAUAAUGAAUGAUUUGAUUGGCUGGAUAAUGAACGAUUUGAUUGGUGGAAUAAUGAAUGAUUUGAUUGGCUGGAUAAUGAACGAUUCGAUUGGCGGAAUAAUGAAUGAUUUGAUUGGCUGGAUAAUGAACGAUUUGAUUGGUGGAAUAAUGAAUGAUUUGAUUGGCUGGAUAAUGAACGAUUUGAUUGGUGGAAUAAUGAAUGAUUUGAUUGGCUGGAUAAUGAACGAUUCGAUUGGCGGAAUAAUGAAUGAUUUGAUUGGCUGGAUAAUGAACGAUUCGAUUGGCGGAAUAAUGAAUGAUUUGAUUGCCUGAAUAAUGAACGAUUCGAUUGGCGGAAUAAUGAAUGAUUUGAUUGCCUGGAUAAUGAACGAUUCGAUUGGCGGAAUAAUGAAUGAUUUGAUUGCCUGGAUAAUGAACGAUUCGAUUGGCGGAAUAAUGAAUGAUUUGAUUGCCUGGAUAAUGAACGAUUCGAUUGGUGGAAUAAUGAAUGAUUUGAUUGGCUGGAUAAUGAACGAUUCGAUUGGUGGAAUAAUGAAUGAUUUGAUUGGCUGGAUAAUGAACGAUUCGAUUGGUGGAAUAAUGAAUGAUUUGAUUGGCUGGAUAAUGAACGAUUCGAUUGGUGGAAUAAUGAAUGAUUUGAUUGGCUGGAUAAUGAACGAUUCGAUUGGUGGAAUAAUGAAUGAUUUGAUUGGCUGGAUAAUGAACGAUUCGAUUGGUGGAAUAAUGAAUGAUUUGAUUGGCUGGAUAAUGAACGAUUCGAUUGGUGGAAUAAUGAAUGAUUUGAUUGGCUGGAUAAUGAACGAUUCGAUUGGUGGAAUAAUGAAUGAUUUGAUUGGCUGGAUAAUGAACGAUUCGAUUGGCGGAAUAAUGAAUGAUUUGAUUGGCUGGAUAAUGAACGAUUCGAUUGGCGGAAUAAUGAAUGAUUUGAUUGGCUGGAUAAUGAACGAUUUGAUUGGAUGUAAAUAAAUGAACGAUUUGAUUGGCUUGAGAGUUACGAUUAUCAAUAACUUUUAAUUUAUUUCCUCUCUUGUUAAAGAUUUCAUGAAGUCUUUGUAAACCAUCUUGGCUUACUUUUUCCUUUGUACGAAUAAUUAAUUAUUUCACUCAAUUUGCUUUACAAAUUUUGUAAUCGUUUAUCAAUUUGACUAAAGUCUUUACUUUGUAUUGCGUCAUCAGCCGUUUGUGAUUUAUCCGGUAUCCGUUUUUUAUGUAGUAAGAACCUUAACUCUCGAGUGCAGAGUGUGACACUUUUGAAAUUUUCCCACGAUGUCUCCUGAUUUUAUCUCUUGAAAUGGCUUUUUACACUGGCGUAAAUAAGUGCACGGAUUCUAACUGAACUCUGUGUGUGUGUGUGUGUGUGUUUUCGUUAGUUUCUGUGUGCGUGUGUGUGGGUGCGGGGGAGGACUGUCUGUGUGCGGGUGUGCUUAAGUGUCUGUGAGUGUGUGUGUGGGUGGGUGGGAGGACUGUUUGUGUGCGGGUGUGCUUAAGUGUCUGUGAGUGUGUGUGUGGGUGGGUGGGAGGACUGUCUGUGUGCGGGUGUGCUUAAGUGUCUGUGAGUGUGUGUGUGGGUGGGUGGGAGGACUGUUUGUGUGCGGGUGUGCUUAAGUGUCUGUGAGUGUGUGUGAGCAUACGAGCAGGCCUGCACGUUGGUAACAUUUUAAAAAUUAAAAAAAUGCACGGUUAAAUAUUGACCCCGUGGUUUAGGGAAGUUUUUGGUCAAGAAAUGCUUUUUGUUGACAUGGACACUUAUUUAAAAAUAAAACAAUUUUUUUUUUUAAAUUAAAUUUAAUACGUUUAUCAGACUAAUUAUCAUCCUUUUGUUACUGUUCAUGUUUUUAAUUAUUGUGCCGGCUAUCUUCUUGUUGAGAUUUAACAGCCGAUCGAUUUUCGUAUCCUUUGUUUAAUCAAAUAGUUGUAGUACAUUUAGUUAGUUUACUAUAUUGACAAGACGAGAAGUUGCAUACAUUUCCCACUUCGCUUGCAAGCUGCACUGUAGAAAAUAUAAAUAAAAAUACAUCAAAACCUAAUUUCAAAUCAUUUCUAUUCUAUUCAGUUACCAAAUGCUCGCUGAUUAUAUAUUCAUAUUAUAUGCACACACCUUGCACACACCUAUGACCUGUGAUGCACACACCUUGCACAACUGACCUGCACACGCACACAAAGUAAAACAACUUAACAAGCCGGCGAACUGUUUGUUUGCGCCCCCCCCCCCCUCACAUUUUCAAACAAACAGAAAUGAUUUGCCCGCAUUUAGCAAAAUUAAGUAAAUAAACAUCAGCACGUUGCAUAGUUGGUAUCAUCAGACGGCUAACUGAUUCCUUAUUCUACCUCUUUCUGUUAAUGUGACUUUUAUUCUUGACUUUUUAAUCCAGUGUUAAAUCUAUUUCGAGAAACAGUGGUUUGGUAUAGACGUUAUUAUGCCCCGAAUAUUGGAGUAAAAUGAAUAUUUUAAGUCGGAGCAUUAGGAGGUCAUUGGUUAGUAUGUUCUUAUGCUACUGAUACUGUAAGGAUCUCUGAAACAAUAUAUCGCCAGCUCUAUGAUUAAUAUUGGUACCCUGAUUCAAUUUCAACGAUAUGAUAAUAAUUGUGAAAAUAUGUUUUCUUUCAGGAAAUAUGGUAGACCCAUGCCCAAGACAUGUCCCAGUGAAAUAGAAAGGCUGAUCUGGUCAACAGUGCCAUGUACCAUAAGCAGAAGUGAUUUUUAUUACAAGUUAACAAAUAAUUUUAUUGUUUUCAUUGACAAACAAAUAAUAAUCGAAGAUUAUUUUUAAAGAAAAAAUUAAUAAGUUGUGGAUAUUUAUACUUUCUAAUUAAAGCACAAUGAGAAAAUAUAUUUUUAAUAGGAAGUUGUGAUGAUAUUGUGAAAGACUUAUUCAGAACGUUCAUUUAAAUACCAACGCUCCAAACGGAGCCACCUUAUUGCCUUUUGUUACUGUUUAGCCAGAUUUCUUGCCAAAUUUCAUUGUUUUAUUUAGUUUUUAUUAAUACAGAUAAUAAAAAUGAAACUCAGUGCUAAAGUUGCGUUCAAAAUUUUUUAUAUUAAAUCUUACAAUUGUCACAAUUCCGUAUUUGAUUGGUUUCUUGCAACAAUUUCUUGUGCACGAUGGUACGUCGUAACACAGGUGAAUUUCAUAAAGCAAUGUACGCUAUAACCCAGACAAAUAGUUUUCAGGCUGUACAUUGAAUCAAACACAGUUAAAACGCAGCUCGCGAUAAGUAUAACAAAAAAAAAAAUAAUCCACAAAAAUUCACUACAAAGCUCUCUCAACGACUGCUAAACCAAACUGCAUAGGACUAAAUAUCUCAGCGCUUGACUAAAUAUCUCAGCACAUGACUAAAUAUCUCAGCACAUGACCAAAUAUCUCAACACUUGACUAAAUAUCUUAGCAUAUGACUAACUAUCUCAGCACAUGACUAAAUAUCUCAGCACAUGACCAAAUAUCUUAACACUUGACUAAAUAUCUUAGCAUAUGACUAACUAUCUCAGUACAUGACUAAAUAUCUUAGCACAUGACCAAAUAUCUCAACACUUGACUAAAUAUAUCAGCAUAUGACUAACUAUCUCAGCACUUGACUAAAUAUCUCAGCAUAUGACUAACUAUCUCAGCACUUGACUAAAUAUCUCAGCACAUGAAUAAAUAUCUCAACACUUGACUAAAUAUCUCAGCAUAUGACUAAAUAUCUUAGCACGUUCAUACAUAUCUAAGCUCAUGACUAAAUUACCAUAGCACUUGUGUAAAUGCACAAGAACUUGGUGUAAUCUUUCCUAAGACAAACUGAGAAUAUUUUUGGUAUAUUUGAAUUGAUUUUACGUCAUCAAUCUUGCAAACUUGGCUGACAAUAUACAUUCGUCUUGUUGCUUUAUAUAAUGUGUGUCCAAGCCCUACACUAAAUAAACAAAAUGUAUCAUCUGGACUUGGUUGAUACACAUUUCAUAAUUCAUCAAAGAUGUGUUAGUGCUCAUAUGACCUCUGUACUCUCUAAAUCAGUACUUCAGUAGCUGUAUCCUACAUUUUUUUUUUUUAAUGUAUGACAUCACUCUUAUUCCCUCGUUCCUGGUGUAACCGUGGAUUUGGUUUUUGAAUUAAAAACUUUAACUUAAAGGAUGCUACUUCAAAACCAAAGAUAGAUUUUUAUUGCUAGAAAAUAAUAUCAAAAUCAGCGACAUAUUCUAUUGGAAACUUUCUGUUGUUUCUCUAUUUGUUCAACGGGAACCAUAACAAAGUAAUCAACAACAACAAGUCUGUUUAUAUUCAUUUUACAGCGGUUUUAUUCGGAAUUUAUUUUAUUUUUUUUAAAUUAAUUUUAGAAGUUGUGACUUCACAUUUAAAAGUCCUUAACUUAUAAAUUCAAGAAAUUUGACAAAAUUUGUAUAAUUGUAUCUGUUUAGUGGUGUCAGAAAAUUAUGCAAAUUCUACGG